UCUGUCACCCCCAUGUCCCCUUAUGCCAGGAUUGUCACACCUCGCGGGGCUCCAUGGCCAAUAGGCACACUCCGGGGACCCACUGGGGACACUCUGGGGAUAUUCCAGGUGACAAACACACCCGGGUGACAGUUGGGGACAGGCAGGAAUGUGGUGCGGCCAGAUGCAGGAAGCAGGAAGAGGUGAUGUCACUAUCCCCCCUGCCCUCCCCACCUGUGGGGCUAGGGCAAGGUCCCCAAUAUCCCCCCAAUGUCCCCAACAGGACCCCGAUGUCCGCUGAGUGCUCCCACAUGGCCCUGGUGUUGCCCCGAUGUCCCCCACAAGGCACAAGUGUCCCCCAGUGUCCAGCUGGGGACACCAGGGACACACUGGGGUCCUGUUGGGGACAUUGGGGACAUCCCCCAUCCUUCUCUUGGGGACACCGGGGCUACCCUGACAUCCUCUGUCUAGUUUUGGGUCCCCCGCAAUGUCCCCGAUGUCCCCACAGUGUCCCCAACAGGACCCUGCUGUGUCCCCAGUGUCCCCAACAGGACAUCAGGGGACACUUGGGCCUUGUUGGGAACCCUGAGGGGACAUCGGGGUCCCGUUGAGGACAUCGGGGGACAUUGAGGACACACCCCUGACCCCACAGGCGGGGGGGGCUGUAACGUCAGCACUUCCUUUUUCCUCUAUCCGGCCGCGCCAUGUUCCUGCGUGGCCCCAGCUUUCACCCGGGCGUGUUUGUCACCUGAAUUGUUCCCAGAGUGUCACUGGAGUGUCCCAAAAGUGUCCCCAAGAUGUCCCUGGAGUGUCCCCAGCGGCCAUGGAGCCCCUCGAGGAGCUGCAGCGGAGGGUUGGGGACAUCAAGGCCUCCCUGAAGGGGACAAAUGAGGUGUCCCCCAAUGUCCCCGAGGACUACUUGGUGGCCAAGGUGGCCGAGGCCAAGCGGCUGUGGGAGGCCAACACCCGCCUGGCCGAGGAUCACCUGCUGGGGACAGUUGACAACAUCAUUGACUUCUUGUUCGAUGGUGGUCUCACCAGUCCCAGUGCCUGUGAGGUGGCCGAGAGGUGCCGAAGAGCCAUCGAGGACAUCCCAAGACUCCUUCGACCCCCAAAACAUCCCCGGAGCGUCCCCAAGGUGUCCCCAGUGAGCAUGGAGCUCCAAAAGGUCUACCGUACACAGCUGAAAAAGACAGUGGAUGUGGUGGGCAACCUGGGUGAGGUGGCGGACACUGUGACCGGGUCACACAGGGGCAAGUUCCUGCAUGAGCCCCCAGACUCCCUGCAUGAGGCCCUGAAGAACUUCACCCAGAGCAUCUGUAAGAUCCUGAACCACAGCGAUGUCACCUCCCUGGGUCACUAUAGUGUCCCCUCCCUGGGCCGGGCCCUGGCUGCCCUCUGGCCCAACCCAGGGACAACCUGGGUUGAUAUCAGAGCUGUGGCCAGCGCCUGGCGGGAGUUGGUGGCCAAGCUCGUGGACUGCUGGGACAAGCUGGCCAGGGAGGCCACCGAGCUCCGUGAUGCCUGCAGGAAGUUGGUCAUGGAGCAGCACCUGAUGGCCCUGGACAAGGAGGAGGUGGCCCGGGAAAUGGCCACACAUGAUGCCCAUGUGGUGGCAGCCACCAACGAGGCCAUGGGAGAGGCUGUGGUGGCCACCAGGCGGGCAAUGGUGGCCACCAGGAGGGGACAUUGGGCCGAGGUGGCCCUGGGGCCACUGGAGCGCUUUGUGGCCUCGUGUGACAAAGCCACCUUGUUCAACUGGAACAUGGAGUGGCGGCUCAGGGACAUUGAGGCCAUCCUGAAGGGAACAAGUGUGGUGUCCCCUGAUGUCCUCCAGGCCUUGGUGGACAAGGUGGCCGAGUUUGAGUGGCUGUGGGAUGCCUUGGCCCGCCUCGCCAAGGAUCACCUGCUGGGGACACUUGGGGUCAUUGAAAAAUGUCUCUUGAGUCCCUGUGGUGGCCCUGGCAGCCGCACGGUGGCCGAGCAGUGCCAAAAAGCCAUCAAGGACAUCCCAAGGCUGAUGUUGGGACAGUGACAUCACCGCUGUGAUGUCAUCAGGGCAGUAAUGUUACUGGAAAGGCUUGUGGCCACUGGAGUGCCACCAGCUCCUCAUGUCACCAAGAGCCCUUCAAGUGCCACCAGCCUGGGACAGAACAGGUGCCACUGGAACUGGUGGCACUGCCGUGUCCCUGGUGCCACCUGUGUGCUGUCCCCAUGUCCCUGCAGUGCCCCUGGUGGUGGCCAAGGACGGUCACCUGCUGAUGGCCCUGCUCGCGGUGGCCGUGUCCUGCCACUGGCCCGGUGGGGCGAGGGGACAUCUUGGUGUCACCUGGCCACCAGCGGGCCACCAGUGGGCCAUGGCACCUGGGGGGUGAUGUCACCUCGUCCCACCUCUUUCCGGCAGGUGCCAUUCCUUGGACAUUUGCUCUGGUAAUGUUCAAGUAGUGUUCUGGUUAAUUAAUUAAUGCUGACAUCAGCACCCCAGUGCCAGCCCAGUGCCCCCACUCCUGUCCCAGUGUCCCUGUCCCAGUUGUUCCCAUUUGUGUCCCAGUGUCCCCAGUUGCACUCCAGUGUCCCCAGUCCCAUCCCAAUGCCAGCAUCCCAGUGUCCCCCAUCCUGUCCCAGUGUCCCCAUCCCAGUGCUCCCAUGUGUCCAUGUCCAGUUCUGUCCGUGUCCCUGUCCCAGUGCCACCAGACCAAUGUCACUAGCCCAGUCCCAUCCAAGUGUCCCCCAUCCUGUCCCAGUGUUCCCAGCUGUGUCCCAGUGUCCCCAGUCCCAUCCCAGUGCCAAAACAGCAAAAAAAAAGUAGAAUUUAUGAAUUCUUCUCUCGUCACCAGAGAGUGAAAACACAACAUGAUGGAACCGCAAGGAGAAAUAAAAUAAAUUGGUUUAAUGCACAAGAUGGUGUGGAGGCAAGUCAAGGGUUAAAACCAAACAAAGUACAUCUGAACUCCCAGGAAUGUUUGAAUAGAAUUUAUAUAGAACAUAGGAAAAUGUAUGUAUGUUUAUGUAUAUAAAAUAUUAAUAUGAAAUAUUGUUUUGAAUAAUAAAUAUAAUUCUAUCUCUAAA
Molecule: messenger RNA, 3048 nt
Organism: Passer domesticus (house sparrow)
Lineage: Eukaryota; Metazoa; Chordata; Aves; Passeriformes; Passeridae
Exons: 3
Coding region: 803-2014 (403 amino acids)
Source: RefSeq, a predicted model, not a curated record